GUACUGGUCCAGGCUUCGAGCUAGGGUUUGUUUCGUCCUUUGCCCCAACUCAGUUACUUCUUUCAGACGAGUUUGACUUUAGUCGCUGGUCAUUGAUGCCGGUGGACAUUCGAGACGUUGCUCUCGAGAAAUUUUCUGCACAUUGAUACUGGUGCAAGGCUAGUUGAAGCUGAUCCGAAACGGUGAUGAGGAGUCAUGGUAGUUUAGGCGAUCGGGAUCCUCGGAUCGGGCUCUCAUCAUUGGUUGCCUACUAAAUUGGGUCGUGGAGAAGAAUGGGCGACGGUGUUGGAAAUUUGGAAGAGCAGAUACGAUGUGUGGGGGAACAGAUAAGAAGAGUGGAGGAGCAGAUCGACAGAUGCCCUGACGAUGAGGAGAGAAAACUACUCCUGGGCAAGGAAGCGCAACUCCGGGUUGAGAAAGCGCAACUCCGGGAGCAAAUCCUGCAAGGACGAGACCUAGGCACAGAAUACGAGUGGCUGGUGCAGAAGGUCGUGGCGCCGGCUCCCUAUUCAGGAGCUCGCAUUUAUCCAAGCAGCUCGAAUCAGAACCGCAUGUGGAUACCUGUUAAAGUAGAGCAUUGGGACGUGAGGGGCAACAUUGAAGAAUUUCUAAGUAGCGCAGAUAAAAAGAAGCGUGUGCAUAACCUGGAUAUCACCCGUAUCACUGGGAACAUUGAAACGGUAGAGAAGGAGGAUGUAUAUAUGGUCCAUUCUAUUCUGAAGGAAAUGCGGACUUUUAUGAACAAGAAGGAGCCGCUGUCUAAGUUUAGUGUUAAGCCGCAGCUCCGUAUGCUCACAAUGAAGAGAGGGAAAAAUGACGAAGUAGGAUUGGGUGAGGGUGCGACUGCAAAUGGCAUGAUUGACGUCUACACCAGAGGCCCUAUAGCAGAUUUCGUAGUCACUUUAGGGGAGAAGAAUGGUUUGGUCGUCGAGGUCAAGAAUGGAGGUUUGGGACCUGACCAAGGUGGCUCCUGGGAUCUCCACAAAGCUUGGGCAGAAUGCACUUGCAAACAAGGAGAGGGCGAUCUUAUUUGCAGUUGCAAAGUUUUUGGCAUCACGCCGGCUUGUAGAGAAAAGGUCAUGCGUUGUAUCAAUUAGCCGUACGAGUACAUGAUUUUGUCUAAGGUGGGUUACGGUGUCCUGACCGAUGUUGGGAAUUGGUAUCUCUUCAAUCGGGAUAAUGCCGGCUGCCUCAAAAUAUCAGCUGGUUUGAAGGUGAGUGGUGAGCCCCCGCGUGUGCUUGCUGCGUUGGCAUAUUUGGUGCACACUGCUUGGGUGGAUAAUUCUGAGUUUGGUGAACCAACGGCCAAUUUCCCAUAGUAUCUGAAGCCGCCCCUCCCGAACCUUUCGAUGAAAGCACCGAUGACUACAUCGGUGAUCCAAACUAUCGAGCACGUGGGAACGAUAACAGUGGCUCUGAAACUCGAAGGUCAGGAAGAACUCGGCCAGGUGAGGAGCAGCCGGCUUUGCAAGAUGUCCCCGCUGAGGACCUGAACCUGAAAAAGGCGGGUGGCAUCAUAAGUUGUGAGGGGUGGAGUGGAUACGUUGUUAUUGGCCGUUUGCAUGGACAACCUGUUGCAUUGAAGUUUGCCUACUUAGGCACGGAGCGUGCAGAGGUGAUCCGGUGUUGUGUUAUGUGGAAACGUUGAGUUCACAUCUCGAAGUUGGCUCUUCUGAAGGAGGUGGUUGCCUACACGAAGGAGCUUUGGGGGGUUUUUGUUCCCCGAUUAAUAGGAUAUGGAACCACAAAUAAAGGUCAGGUUGUAUUUGUCGCCAUCGAAUUGAUUGAAGGCGUUGAACUUGGAAAAGUGGUGGCGACCAAGGAGGUGACGACUGCAGCACUUGAAGCGCUCGAUGCAGUCCAUGCAUGCGGGUUGCUUCAUGGAGAUGUGUCCCCAAGUAAUAUUAUGGUGGUCUGGGGAAAACAGCCCCCUGUUCGCGUCCUGGAUUUUGGAUUCUCGUCUAUUACCAGCAACAAGAAGUUACAGAAGGCAGAGCGCGUGCGCUUAGAACGCCUCUUGACACUGACGGUGAAGUAGCGAUGAAGGGGCAAAUGCUUCUUCAUGUCUUUUUUUUCUGCCCUGGUACGUUUUGUAAGUCCCACGCUCACGUGGAUGUGGUUGUAAAUAAGUUACAUGAUAGGUUCUGGGCCUGGAGAUAUAAGGUUCCUAGUAUUAGGAGGUGAAAGUAUCAUUUCCUCAUAUUUUUUCUAUUCAGGUGAAAAACUACACAAGAAGGUUAUACAGUACACAAUUUUCUAUGUGGCACUCUUUGUUUUAAUGGCACAAAAGCCAGGGUGCUAUUUGCAAGGCAUGCCGCUUUUGAUUCAUUUGAAUUCAUCUAGCACGGGCUGAAGGUAUUCAGUUAUGAGAACUAGAACUUGAGUUGA
Messenger RNA from Physcomitrium patens, 2388 nucleotides. The record is from RefSeq and is a predicted model, not a curated record. Lineage: Eukaryota; Viridiplantae; Streptophyta; Bryopsida; Funariales; Funariaceae.